This is a messenger RNA of Nicotiana tabacum (common tobacco), 624 nucleotides long. RefSeq lists its product as uncharacterized. The record is from RefSeq and is a predicted model, not a curated record. Lineage: Eukaryota; Viridiplantae; Streptophyta; Magnoliopsida; Solanales; Solanaceae.
AUGAUGAAGAAGGAAUUGAGGAUGUUGAAUAGGAGUUAUUUCAGCAAUAUUAUUGAAGAAGCUGAUGCAGACAGAAUGGCUUUGGCUGCAGCCCAAGCAGAACUUCAUAAAAAUCCAGUGGAUGUUGAGCUACAGUUAGUAGAAAAUCAGAAGUUCAAAAAAUUCAAUAGAUCAUCCUACUUGGCAGAGGUAUACCUUCAACAAAGGAGCAAAACUACUUGGAUCAAGCUGGGAGAUGAUAAUAAUAGAUAUUUCUUCUCAGUUAUAAAGCACAGGAGGCUGCGAGAAGCAAUUAUCCAACUCCCUGAUAAGUCUGGAGACAUGAAAACUGAGCAGGAAGAGAUAGUAGAAAUAUUUGUGGAAUACUAUCAGGAGCUACUAGGGACAAAGGGAAGAUUCAGGGAUUAUGCCAUUCAGAAUUUUUUGAAGAAUGGGAAAGUGCUAUCAAUUACUCAACAACUACAAUUGAUAAGACCUUACACAGGGCCAGAAGUGAAAAAAGCAAUGUUCAGUAUAACUGAUACCAAAAGUCCAGGUCCAGAUGGAUAUGGGAGUGGAUUUUAUAAAGCAGCUUGGUCAGUAAUUGGAGAGGAUGUGACCAAGGCAGUGCUAGAAUUUUCUUGA